AUUCACUUUCAUCUGCUGAUUUAUAUAGUUUGUGCUUGUAACUAUUUGGAGCAGGUUAACAUACGCUUUCGACAUCCUCGGAACCCUGUUAUUGGGGAUAAAUUUAGCAGUAGACAUGGACAGAAAGGUGUUUGCUCUCAGUUGUGGCCAGAUGUUGAUAUGCCAUUUUCUGGAAAUACUGGCAUGCGCCCUGAUCUCAUCAUCAAUCCCCAUGCAUUUCCUUCCAGGAUGACAAUUGCUAUGCUUUUGGAAUCAGUUGCCGCUAAGGGAGGUUCCUUACGUGGAGAAUUUGUAGAUGCAACUCCAUUUCGAAGCUCAGUGAAGAAAGACGAUGAGGGAUCUGAUUCAAAAUCAGGUUCACUUGUGGAUGAUCUUGGUCUUAUGCUAAAAGAAAAGGGAUUUAAUUAUCACGGUCUGGAAGUUUUAUACAGCGGUGUUUAUGGAACAGAACUAACAUGUGAAAUAUUUAUUGGGCCUGUUUAUUAUCAGCGGCUGCGUCACAUGGUUUCAGACAAAUUUCAGGUUCGAUCUACUGGCACAAUUGAUCAGGUCACCCGGCAGCCGAUAAAAGGACGGAAGCGUGGUGGAGGAAUCCGAUUCGGUGAAAUGGAACGUGACUCUCUGCUUGCGCACGGAGCUGCAUAUCUUCUGCAUGAUAGGUUGCACACAUGUUCUGAUUAUCACAUUGCUGACGUAUGUUCUCUGUGUGGAAGCAUGCUUACAACAACAUUCAUCCAGCCUCAAAAGAGGCCGGUGCGCCAGAUCGGUGGGCUACCUCCCGGAAGAGCCGCGAAGAAGGUUACUUGUCAUGCUUGCCAAACGAGUAAAGGCAUGGAGACUGUUGCCAUGCCCUAUGUAUUCAGAUAUUUGGCUGCAGAGUUAGCUGCAAUGAACAUAAAAAUGACUCUCAAGCUCACUGAUGGAGCUGAAGUUGGAGCCUAAUAUGUUUAGACUGUAGUAUAGUCUCAGCUGCUGUUAAACUGAUUGGAUGUGACGAGCUUGUGAUUGCAGCAUGAAUCUUCAAUGGAGCUCAGAUGCUUGCUCAUAUCAUGAAGAGUUACAAAUUUUGGUGACCCUUUCAGCAGAAAUUUUGCUCACAUCUUGGAGAGUUAAAAAUUUUGGUAAGAUUUGAAGUGUUAUUCAUUUUGUCAAUUGUUAUGUGGAAAUUGUUCGACUGAUUAAGACGGUGAGAAGACUUUGUGGAUUUUGUAGUUAUUGUAAAUUCUAUCGUA
Molecule: messenger RNA, 1232 nt
Organism: Vigna umbellata (rice bean)
Lineage: Eukaryota; Viridiplantae; Streptophyta; Magnoliopsida; Fabales; Fabaceae
Source: RefSeq, a predicted model, not a curated record